Ilyonectria robusta is the source of this 1155-nucleotide messenger RNA. RefSeq lists its product as uncharacterized. The transcript is spliced from 3 exons. The record is from RefSeq and is a predicted model, not a curated record. The coding region runs from base 1 to 726 and encodes 241 amino acids. NCBI's taxonomy places the organism in Eukaryota, Fungi, Ascomycota, Sordariomycetes, Hypocreales, Nectriaceae.
AUGGUCUCCGCUUCUGGCUUCGUCCGUACACAACGUAACUACAGUGGAUCAUCAGUAUCGCAUCUCCAUUCGAACUUGUCCCGGCGCUCCAUGAUACUCAUCGGGGAAUGUGAGCAUGAAUUCUACGAUCCUGUGGUUGUUCCUGCGUCCCAUCUAGAAGAUCAAAGCCUCUUCUCACGUCCAGUGCAGGCCGCGUUGAGAUUCUCGAACGGCCACGCUCCUAUUUCUUCGUACAUGAUGGCCGAAUCACCAUUAAAAUUUCAGCAGUACACAAGUGUUGAUACUAUUGAGAAAGGCACAACUCAAGGUCUAUAUGAGCUAGCCAGCUGCCCAUGGGCGUGUUUAGUAGGCACAGGCAUUAUAAGCGAGGAUAUCCAUCGUAACGAGACAGGGGAAAUUGAGAGAGCCAAGCACGGAAUGUGCAAGAGUUUACUCGGUACAAAUUGCUCAAACAAUGCAAUCCGUUUAAGCAAUGAAACCUCACGAAAACAAGGGUUCUACAAGGACAUGCAAGAGAUGCCAGCACCCAAUGGCCAACCUCGUGCAUUGCCGAGCCGCGUGAGACGAGGGGACGAGGGGUCGAAGCACGGUCCGAUCUUGGUCCGACCCUGGCUCUUACGAGAUUCGUUGAAGACGCUCAGCAUGACAUGCAUUGGAGAAAGGACGGAUCCACAGGGCUGUUAUUACGAUCUCGGUUCUCGACGUGCCUGUGCUCUGCGUCGAUGACGAGCAGCAGUUCUAGGAUACAUGGCUAGGAUACAUCCACUGUGGAUGCAUCAUGCACCGCGGGAAACCAGUCUCAAAACAGCCGAAUAUCCCCCCUGUGAUCGACUUAGCUCCCGCAGCAGCUGCCCCUCCCUUUUCAGCCACGUUCCUGGUCGGCGAGGCGUAAGCAUUUAAUAUGGACGCGGUAUGCGAGGUUUCUUGCAUAGUGCAAUCGAGUGUGGGAGGGUUUGGGGGAGGAGGACUAGGGAGGUGGCAUGGAAGGGUCUGGAGUUGAUGGUCGGUAUGUAUGGCUUCCUGGAUGGCUUCCUGGAUGGCUUCUUGGAUGGCCUCCUCGAUGGCCAUGACGUCUUAAAGGGGCAAUGUAAUUAGAGAGGCGUAUUCUCCGUAUUUGUCUCGUCAUGGUCCAGUGAUUGACAACAACGGACCUAA